UACAGUUGAAAUUCCUAUAUGCGUUUCUUUUUUGGGAGAGUAUAUGUUACCACUAUAUAAAUGGCAUUGUGUUAUAAUAUAUAAUUCAUAUCUCAAACAGCCGAUCCUUAAAGAUAGUCAGAGGAUCACUUUGUCAGUGAUUGGUUGGUGCAUUCAGCCAAUUAACAUGUUUACAACGCAACCGAGCGUGUAGGCAAUACUGGUGUCAUACCCCCAAUUAACACAUUGAGCUGUUAAUAUUCUGCCGUUCACUAACUACAGAGAACUAUUCUAGAAACUUGCAAUAUGAGGAUGGUUGUGUGGGAAUUUGUUCAUCUAGCUCUUGCCAUCACCAUGACUUACAGCUCAGUUUUACAGUCAUGUGGCAUUCUGACAUUUAACCAUCAUGGAAGUUUGGAUGGACAAAUGUUCAAUGACACCUUCAUCACUGAACGCAGUGUUUCUGACAAACCUGCAUGCUUGUGGUGGUGUUUCCAUGAUCUGCAGUGCAACAUGGUACUGCACAAUCCAGCGUCUCAACGUUGCCGGUUGUACUAUUCAUCCGUCAUCACUGGGGGUGAACAAGAGGCAGGCUGGCAGUAUUAUACAGUUGCCUGCAGCGACUUCCGGAUCCUGAAUGCCCUCUCGGUGAUGAGGAACCAGACCCACGAGGAUGUCAGCUGCUCCAACGGAUUCACCUAUCUACCGACCACAUCAGGCAAAUGUUUCCAUGACAACGUACCAUUUGACAUAGGACGGUGCAUGCAGACCCUCUGGAUUGACCCGGUGCGAGUAUUCAGGACGCCUCUCCCUGCUGCCCUGUCCAGUGGUGCGGAGAUUAUCGUGGAGGCAGCCGCAGAUGGGGUCAACUUCCCUUCAAUAUAUCUGUUAGCAAGGGAUGAGAGUAAAGUGGUCUUUGUUCUGACUGCUCGUUGGUCGCCCUAUACCGCCAUCUACAAUACUGCUGGGGCGUCCUUAACAUGGGGAGCUGAAGUGAGGUCUUCCAACCCCGUGCUCACUCCACACGUGACGUCAGUCCUAUACAUCAAGAUGACAGAGACUCAGUUCCUGAUAUCCGACGAUGACGAAAGUCUGCUCGAAGUUCCGGGAAGGUUCCCUCUGCAAGAGGCCGUAACACUUCAAGUUGACUUCACUGUCAUAAAACGAGUGCAGAUCAAAUAUCCAUAACUUAAAAAUACACACAAAAAAUACUAUCAUCAGCAUAACUGAUAACUUGACAUUUAUAAAUUUCGACAAUUUGUUUUUCUGUUUAAUCAAACAUAUAUACAAUUAUAUUAAACAGCAGUAUACAGUGUGAAUGCUUUAAUUUCUGGAAUGGUUGUUGCGUAGCCCCGACCUCAAUCCCAUCGAACACAUCUGGGAAGAGCUAGCUCGACGUGUUCGUCAGCAAAUGAAUAUCACCACAGACAUUUUCAACGUCACGUCUUCCUCGGGAUGUGUUUACUAAGAUCCAUGAGAAGACGUUGUGAGGCUGUAAGAGACGCUAGAGGAGGCCACAACCCUUACUGAAGACCUCAGUCGAAUUGUUCUCCACGCUGUGAACUUCCUGUUGGAGGGUACCUUGACAUCAUGAACGUUCUAAGAUCCACGAGGAGACGUUGUGUGACUGUAAGAGACGCUAGAGGAGGCCACAACCCUUCUGAAGACCUCAGUCGAAUUGUUCUCCACGCUGUGAACUUCCUUUUGGAGGGUACCUUGACAUCAUGAACGUUGUCGUUGUUAAAGAGUUUCAGGGAGACAAGUAUUUUGUUUUCCUUUGAUGUCAACAUAUUCUAUGCACAGCAUACAACUAAAAUUAUUGUGUUAAAUCUAAUAUUAAAAACCUAGUCGAAUAAAUGCCGAGUGUCAAUUUUUCA
Molecule: messenger RNA, 1856 nt
Organism: Haliotis rubra (blacklip abalone)
Lineage: Eukaryota; Metazoa; Mollusca; Gastropoda; Lepetellida; Haliotidae
Exons: 5
Coding region: 286-1167 (293 amino acids)
Molecular function (GO): carbohydrate binding
Source: RefSeq, a predicted model, not a curated record